Auxenochlorella protothecoides is the source of this 276-nucleotide messenger RNA. RefSeq lists its product as hypothetical. The transcript has a single exon. The record is from RefSeq and is a predicted model, not a curated record. Bases 1 to 276 code for a protein of 91 amino acids. Lineage: Eukaryota; Viridiplantae; Chlorophyta; Trebouxiophyceae; Chlorellales; Chlorellaceae.
AUGGCGGCAUCGGCGCCCCAGCCCCGCACUCCGAGCCGCUGCCUGCCCACUCCUGAAUGCACGUGCAUGGUGUGUGCUCCUGGCCAGCAACCUCCUCCCCCCUCGCGCUCCUCCCCCGUCACUCCAACCCCGCUCACCGGCAGGGAGAUGGCGACCACGAGGCCGACCUGGGUGGAGAUGCUGUCCCAGAGGAAGCUGAAGCCCAGGAUCAUGAGGCCCAGCAUGGCGCCCAUGAAGGUCCCUGCCCCGGCCUCCUUGGCCAUGACGCGCAGGUAG